Molecule: messenger RNA, 2490 nt
Organism: Pseudoliparis swirei
Lineage: Eukaryota; Metazoa; Chordata; Actinopteri; Perciformes; Liparidae
Gene: kynu
Product: kynureninase
Exons: 14
Coding region: 729-2168 (479 amino acids)
Biological process (GO): NAD+ biosynthetic process
Cellular component (GO): cytoplasm
Molecular function (GO): kynureninase activity; pyridoxal phosphate binding
Source: RefSeq, a predicted model, not a curated record
CAAAAGGGAAAUCCUGAAAAUGAGGAAGUCCCUGUGGUCUGCAGUUCAUUCUACAGGGAUCUGAGGUGAGGGUUGAUCGACACGUGUUGCUGGUUUAGAAUGUCACUGUUGUCUCUCAAGGUCGGCUCAUUAGAACAAUAAUUAACUUAAGGCUAAAAGCCGAAAGGUCAAAGGUCGUUUCAGAGCCGAGGAUUCACUCCGCGCGGUCGGGACCAAGUGAGUACAUGUUUUAUGACUCGUGCAGCUGACUGACCGCAUUGUGAAGCCAGUUUACAGGUAAAUGCAGCGGCUUCAUUCCUCCAGGUGAACUGUGUGUCGUGCACAGACCUUUGAAAGUGAACUACUGAACGCAGGGCUUUAGAAAACUGUGAUUAGUCUGAAUGAGAGACUUCUGGGAGGCAAUAACAGCACAAACUAAUGUUUUAAAGUGAAAUAAGUGAGUGUUUGAGACCCGUGAUGUGCAACAUGCUUCGUGAGCUCUUCUCCAAAUGCCCAGAUGAGUGAAAUGUCUCCUGGAACUUUGACCCUGCUGCCUGCGCUGUGUGUGCACUCCAACCGUAGAUAAGCAGACGAGGUCGACAGAGGUUGAAACCUAAAACCAGCGUCACAACGGAUGAGACCUGAGGAGAGGGAAACAGAAGAGAUGCAUGAUUCAUCUGGUCGAGUUGUUUAAGGCCUGCGAGCCUCAGUACCGGGGUUAAAGGUGUCCCUCCUGCAGCCUCCCAGCCAUGGACCAGCUCCUCGACUCCUCUGCCGGGCGGACGGUGGAGCGCGUGUCGGCCGUCCUGGGCUGCAGCACCACCUCGGCUCAGGUGGCCGCGUACCUGGACGAGCGCGACAGCCUGAGGCACCUCAGGGAGGAGUUCCUGGUGCCCACGAUGCAGCAGCUACCUCAUUCCGACCUCUCGCUGGUCGACGGCGCCGAGGAAUGCAUCUACCUGGCGGGGAACUCCUUGGGGCUGCAGCCCAGGAGGGCCCGGCAGUACCUGGAGGAGGAGCUGGACAAGUGGGCCACAAUGGGCGUCCACGGGCACACCAGAGGCUCCCGGCCCUGGGCCUGGGCGGAGGACAACCUAGAGGGCGCCAUGGCGGGAGUUGUUGGAGCGAAACCGGAGGAGGUGGCGCUGAUGAACGGCCUGACGGUCAACCUGCACCUCCUGCUGCUCUCCUUCUACAAGCCCUCGGCCGGGCGGCACAGGGUCCUCCUGGAGGACAAGGCCUUCCCGUCGGACCACUACGCCGUAGAGUCUCAGAUCCGGCUGCGAGGAUUCGACCCCGAGAAGAGCAUGCUGCUGCUGACCCCCAGACCGGGGGAGGAGACCCUGAGAACAGAGGACAUCCUGGAGGUCAUCGAGCGGGAGGGCGACUCCAUCGCCGUGGUGAUGCUCAGCGCCGUGCAGUACUACACCGGCCAGCUGUUCGACAUGGCGGCCAUCACCGAGGCCGGCCAGAGGAAGGGCUGCUCCGUGGGCUUCGACUGCGCCCACGCCGUGGGCAACGUGGAGCUGCGGCUGCACGACUGGGGGGUCGACUUCGCCUGCUGGUGCUCCUACAAGUAUGUUAACUCGGGCGCCGGAGGACUCGCCGGGGCCUUCGUCCACGAGAAAAACCGACAUUCCGCGGAACCCGCGCUGUUGGGCUGGUGGGGUCACGACCUUCACACCAGGUUCCAAAUGAACAACAGGAUGGAGCUGCAGCCCGGAGUUAAGGGUUUCCGGCUGUCCAACCAGCCCGUGCUGCUGGUCUGCCCCCUGCAGGCCAGUCUGGAGGUGUUUCAGAUGACCAGCAUGCAGUCGCUGCGCAGGAAGUCCGUCCUGCUGACGGGAUACCUGGAGCACCUGCUGCAGCGGCUCUACGGCCGGGACCCGGCUCGGCCCCACGGGCCCCACAUCCGCAUCAUUACGCCCUCCGACCCGCAGCAGAGGGGCUGCCAGCUGUCGCUCUGCUUCUCCGUGCCCGUCGCCGACAUCUUCCAGGAGCUGGAGAGGAGGGGCGUCGCCUGUGACAUGAGGGAGCCCAGCGUGCUGAGAGUCGCUCCGGUGCCGCUCUACAACAGCUUCAGUGACGUCCACCGCUUCAUAGAAACACUGGGAGAAGCCCUCAAAGCCAAUGGACUGGGAGAGACCUCUGGACUGGGAGAGGCCCCUGGACUGGGAGAGGCCCCAUAACUGGGAGAGGCCUCUGAACUCAACACAGUGAACCCACCGACUGCUGCAGACUAAGGACGCUCUUAUUUUGAAAAACAUCUGCUAUUUCACUUAAUUGAAUCAGCCUCGUUAUCUUCUCCAUAUUCUGUCUUUGUCCUUGUAGAAUUUAAUAAUUUACUAUAUGUCACACUUGUUAUUAGAGAAUUUCUAUGAUGUAAAUGAUAACCUCCAUCAGCUGACCCAGGUGCAGGUCAGAAGGUGUGACCUCCAUCAGCUCCGUCCUUCUAACUUCAUCUGGAGAACAAAAUAAAAGUGGUAUAUGAAAUAUUCAUGACAACAAUAA